UAGCCCUAUACACUUGCAGCUUUGUGCUCUGUCGUAUUUGCAACAAUAAACUAUUAUAGAAGUACGUGUAGCAGAAUAAGUGCAAUAAAAUAAAUAAUGGGGACAUCACAACGUUCGCGUCUUGCCGAAGUGGUCUUAAAGCAAGAUGUUAUAUGGACAAAGAAGUUGGUCACAUUUGUCUUCCAGCACAUUCCAUUCGCGAACCUACGCUUGUACUGCAAGUGUUUGGAGAUCUCGUGCAAUGGCAUCGCUUGGUUGGCCGGGCUGUUGGCUUUCAUUUGGAUAGCGGACAGCAAAUCACUCUAUCAAAUGCAGUUAAAUCUACUAUUUGGUCUAAUAUUUGAUAUCGUCGUAAUUGCAGUGCUAAAAGCGAUCUUUCGUCGAAGACGACCAUCAGCAUGUUCAGAUAUGCUCACCUUAGGACCUGACAAGUUCAGUUUUCCUUCGGGUCAUGCAUCCAGAUCGGCCUUCGUAUUAAUGUUUUUCACCGUACUGAACCCUGUCUCAAAAAUAUUAUGGAUGCCCAUCCUUUCGUGGACGAUAAGUGUGUGUUUCUCAAGAGUCUUACUCAGCCGUCAUUACAUAUUGGAUGUUGUUGGUGGCAUGGCGAUUGGUAUUGUUGAGGCACUUUUCAUAGGUAUUUUAUGGAUAAGUGAAAGUACUGCGUCAUAUUUUAUUACCUAUUUAACCGAGGACUAUUUGCCUGGAGGAGAGGCAGAUGUUUAGAUGUUUGUAAAAAGGAUUAAAAUUGCAUUAUAUUCGUUAAAGUUGGAAAUUAGUUAAGAAAAUGGUAAGAGUAGCCAAAAACGUCUAAAAACCUGUUCAAAGUAAAAGAAUAAAAAAGAAAAUCAUUAACGAGACUUGCGCAGCUGACUCAUUAAUGUGUAAAACAAAUAAGACACCACAUUUUUGUGAUAAAUUUGCUAACACCUAAGAUUUUUUAUUACUAGUAAAUAUAAAAUAAAUCAAAAAAU
Molecule: messenger RNA, 974 nt
Organism: Anastrepha obliqua
Lineage: Eukaryota; Metazoa; Arthropoda; Insecta; Diptera; Tephritidae
Product: polyisoprenoid diphosphate/phosphate phosphohydrolase PLPP6
Exons: 2
Coding region: 97-726 (209 amino acids)
Molecular function (GO): sphingosine-1-phosphate phosphatase activity
Source: RefSeq, a predicted model, not a curated record